Molecule: messenger RNA, 564 nt
Organism: Humulus lupulus (European hop)
Lineage: Eukaryota; Viridiplantae; Streptophyta; Magnoliopsida; Rosales; Cannabaceae
Exons: 4
Coding region: 40-393 (117 amino acids)
Source: RefSeq, a predicted model, not a curated record
GUGAUAUAAUACUCUGACCGUAGCCUUGUUAGCUCUAAAAUGACCACACUCAUAGGCUGCUGCAACAUCUUCAUUCCAAACCAUUUGUUACUCUCUAAUAAUUCUCAAAGCCCACGGCUACUCAAACCCACCUCAGAUCAGUGCCGCCGACCAACACCAGUUUUCGCCGCCAAAUCUGGAGGAUUUUCGCUCAACUCGAUACUGAAGGGAUGUGAUACAUGUAGUGGCAAGGGUGCCAUAGAGUGUCCUGGAUGCAAGGGAACGGGGAAAAAUAAGAAGAAUGGGAACAUAUUCGAGCGUUGGAAAUGCUUCGAUUGCCAAGGAUUCGGAUUGAAGAGCUGCCCCAACUGUGGCAAAGGAGGGCUAACACCAGAACAAAGAGGAGAACGAUGAGAUAUAUUGUUAAACCAAAUCAUUAAUCUAUAAAUUUUGUAACUAAUUCUGAAUAAGUUGUAUUUCUUUUCAUCUCUGCUGUGUAUGGGACACAUACACUAUGGUCCCUUUUAUCUCUUUGCUAUAUAGAUAGCUCUAUAUACAGACUCUUUACUUUUUCCAGGACUACAA